GUUCGAGAUUAUAGUAGACGACGAGGCCAAACGUUCGGGUAGACUUCCUGAUGUCGACGACAAAGUCAUCACCGUGAACAAGCUGUACAUCGGCGGCGUUCCCGCCAACAUGGAGAGGCGGUUCCGCAACAUGGCCGGCACGCUCGCUCCCUUCAAGGGCUGCAUCAGGGAUCUGGUGCUCAACGGGAAGCUUAUCAACAUGGGAGAUAUGGUAGAGUUUAACAAGGCUGACAUUGGUCGGUGCGUCCAGCCCACCGAGCUCCUACAGAUUACCACGACCGUGACCAUGAUCACUACAGAAGUCAGCGGCAUCACGCCACCUGUCCAGACCAUGUCAUCGGUGUCCAUGCCACCCAUGGAGAUCACUGGGGGAGAGGAAGAGAGUCCGGGGCCCAGCACCCAAUCCACUAAGCCCGCUACUACUACGCAGUCCAAGCGAAUGACUACAACUAUGGAGCCCUCCACCGAAAGACCCUCCAGCACUGCCGCGGACCGCACGACCACAAAAAUGUCGACAACAGAAAAGGAUGAUACCACGCCCGAACCAAAGGAAUCCACCACCACCCUUGUGAUAACGUCCACCCAAACUGUAAGGCCCACGACCGUCCCCAGACCUGUGACCACACCACAGGCUACGACGACCGAACAUGUCCCGACCACGGGACUGACCACUGACAGAUCCACACAAGGCCCCCCCAAGACGACCACGGAAAUGGCCACUGCUAAAGCCCCCACUACUACCGCCUCUAGUGUGCCAGGAGUAAGUGAUCACACGAAGAACUGUCCCCUCCUAUAAACGUGUCCUCAUGAAUCCAUCCUCCUGAGUCCAGUCCGAUUUUCACCACCAACAAGU
Branchiostoma belcheri (Belcher's lancelet) is the source of this 853-nucleotide messenger RNA. Its product is annotated as mucin-2-like. The record is from RefSeq and is a predicted model, not a curated record. NCBI's taxonomy places the organism in Eukaryota, Metazoa, Chordata, Leptocardii, Amphioxiformes, Branchiostomatidae. The transcript has 3 exons. The annotation marks the transcript as partial.